UUAUAGACCACCAGAGGGCCGCAAGCCCUUACUUUGGAAUGAAUGUGUACCAACCUGAAACGAACUUCACAGCGGUGGUCUGUCUGCUUUUGUGGUAACGAGCUCACGCGAAUAAAUCAACUGCAUUUAGAAGAUCGGUGGUGGUGGUGCUGGUGCUGGUGGUGGGGGGACUGCAGGGCUCCUGAUGCUGUCGUCAUGGUGAACGAUGUUCCGGAAAGUCAAAAAGCGCCACAGCAGCAGCAGCUCGCAGAGCAGUGAGAUCAGCACCAAAAGCAAGUCUGUGGACUCCAGUUUGGGAGGCCUCUCCAGAUCGAGCACGGUCGCCAGCCUCGACACCGACUCCACUAAGAGCUCAGGUAACAGUGCGUCUGACACGUGUGCCGAGUUCCGGGUGAAGUAUGUGGGAGCCCUCGAGAAGCUCCAGUUCGACAUGAGCAGGGUCCUCCAGGAGCCGCUGGACCUCAUCAAUUACAUCGACGCUGCUCAGCAAGAUGGAAAGCUGCCCUUCGUCCCCGGAGACGAGGACAUGGUCCUGGGUGUGUCCAAGUACGGUGUCAAAGUGGCCUCAGUGGACCAGUGUGACGUGCUGCAUCGUCACCCUCUGUACCUGAUCGUGCGUAUGCUGUGUUACGACGACGGCCUCGGCGCGGGGAAGAACCUGCUGGCUCUCAAAACCACUGAUCCAAGUCAAAAAGAAUGCAGCAUUUGGGUUUACCAGUGUAUCAGCUCAGAGCAGGCUCAGUCUAUCUGCAAGGUGCUGUCGACCUCUUUUGACUGCGUGCUGACAUCAGACAAGUCCUGAGGACAGAGAUCCUGUCAGGAGAGCUGCAGAGCCAGUAACAGCUGAUAAAAAAUUUAACCAUUUCUGGUUUUUUACCCAAGUUUUAAGUGCAGCGCAAAUCUGAGUGUUGUUUUUUUUUUUUUUGUCAAAGUCUCAUCACCUCUCAAAAUAAAUUUAGGAGCCAAAAGUAAAUCGUAGACAGGCGAGAAAACACAAGAUUUUUGUUUUUAAGAGCUUUUUAAAGUCAAUGAAAUCCUAUUUAUUAUACAAAAUGUUACAAGGUACACGUCAGCCUGUGCUAACUCAUGGGAGACAUUAACAUGCUCAGAUGUUCACAGUUUAGUUCUCUCUUCACGUGGAAACCACUCAGAUCUUUGUGUCUUUUUGUUUGUGAACAAACGUAUUGGUACAGUAGCGGUCACUAUCUGACAGGAAGGUACAAAGGUCACAAAGAGGCUUGAAUAUUUUACACAAUACUUUACUUUACUUUAAUUACGCUGUUUGUUUUGAAUUUUCCCUCGUUUGGUACCAAAAAGCUUGAUGUAUUGUCUAAUUUAGCUCUUAUUUUCAUGUAGUAGACAUACGUAGUAAGUGUAUUUAGACGAGAAAAAUCCUAUUCCACUGUUUGUUUACAUUUGUGGGACUAACUGAAUUACUCACCAUGUCCUCAUCACCUUGUUCCAGUUAAGCUUGAGUCACGAAACUGUGUGAAACCGGUACAACAAUGUGUGAGUUUGAUAAACAAGUAUUUUACUGAUUAAAAUGUCAUUUCACCUACA
Molecule: messenger RNA, 1560 nt
Organism: Solea solea (common sole)
Lineage: Eukaryota; Metazoa; Chordata; Actinopteri; Pleuronectiformes; Soleidae
Gene: itgb1bp1
Product: integrin beta 1 binding protein 1
Exons: 7
Coding region: 206-802 (198 amino acids)
Biological process (GO): negative regulation of substrate adhesion-dependent cell spreading; negative regulation of focal adhesion assembly
Cellular component (GO): ruffle; cytoskeleton; cell periphery
Molecular function (GO): integrin binding
Source: RefSeq, a predicted model, not a curated record